AUGGAGACGAAGCUGCCUGCUGGCCGUGGAGUGCACCUCAAGAACAAACUUCAUUUUGAUAAUGUUCUAGAAGUGCCUAGGCAGGGUUUAGGGGGUCUUUUGCUUUUUUGGAACAAUUGUAUUGAUGUUACUGUUAUCUCUUACUCCCUUAACCAUGUUGAUUGUAUUAUAAAUAAUUUUAAUGAUAUGAACUGGCACUUUUCUGGGUAUUAUGGCUCACCUUAUUCUGACCAAAAAAAUGUUACUUGGACUCUCCUUAACUGUCUUUUUGACACUGCUCCCCUUUUGCCUUGGUUGGUCAUAGGUGAUUUUAAUGACUAUCUAUCUGUUGGUGAUAGGAACUCGACUAUUUCCCCUCCGCCUCAUGCUAUGCAUCAUUUUCAUUCAUUUCUUUAUAAGUUUGAUCAUACCCCACUUCAUCAUUCAGGGCCUAAAUUUACGUGGAGGCAUGGCCAAAUUUUAGAGCGUCUGGAUUGGUGUACCACCAAUCCUCUUUGGCAAAAUCUCUUUCUUCAUGCCUCUCUCUUUCAUUUGGGUUUUUACGGAUCCGACCACAGGGUUCUCAAAGUUAUAUUGGAUGAUAUCAGUCUUCAUAAUUGUAAAUCAUCUCGUUUUCAUGUGGAAAACCACUGGCUCACUGAUCCCUCGUUUCUCAAUCUUCUCCAUUCCUCGUGGACUCCUUCUCCUUCCUCUGUCUCUCCCCCGCUUCAAUGUUUUCUGCACAAGCAAUCGACCUGUCUCUCCAAUCUUAAAUCUUGGAGCAAGUCUCAGUAUCCUCUCCAACUCCAAAUUUCUAGAACACAAGCUCAGCUUCACCGAGUCUUAAAUGAUCACCAGCCUAGUUCCCAAUCUUUAACUCUUGCCGCUCAUCUUCAAUCCGAGUUAGAUGGAUUACUUCUUAAGGAUGAAGUCUACUGGAAGCAGCGAGCCAGAGGGGUCUGUGAUGUGGCUAUCAAUUCCAUUCUUCAAGAGAUCAGUCCCAAGCUUUCCUCGGAGCAAUCGACUUUCCUUGAUGGAAAAUUUACUGAGGUUGAGAUCAAACAUGCUUUAUUCAGUCUCUCUGGAGAUAAGGCCCCGGGCCCUGAUGGUCUUAAUCCUCUUUUUUAUCAGAAAAAUUGGUCUAUCUUUGGCUCGGAUUUCUGUCGUGCUAUGCUCCACAUUCUGAAUCAUCAGGGUGACAUUUCUUUGAUCAAUGAGACUAUUUUGGUUCUUAUACCUAAAAAGAAAAAUCCAAAACUUGUCUGUGAUUUUAGGCCUAUAAGUCUUUGUAACACUUUGUACAAAUGCAUUUCCAAGGUUCUUGCUAAUCGUAUCAAAAAUGUCCUUCCCUCGAUUAUUAGCAAAAACCAAAGCGCCUUUCUCAAGGGUCGUCAAAUCAUUGAUAAUAUCCUGAUAGCAAAUGAAAUCAUUCACGCUAUUCACUCUAGGCGCUCUGGUAAGCUGGGUUGGGCUGCCAUCAAGCUUGACAUGGAAAAGGCUUUUGACAGAGUUGAAUGGAAAUUCAUUCAUCUUAUGCUUGCCCAUGUUGGUUUUCCGCCUUCCUUCAUCUCUCUUAUCAUGAAGUGUCUCUCCACAAUCACCUAUCGCUUAUCUCUCAAUGGUAAACUCUCCGACCCUUUUCAUUCUACUCGUGGAAUUCGCCAAGGGGAUCCUCUUUCUCCGUACCUUUUCCUCUUGGUUGCUGAGGGCCUUUCUGCUGCUAUCCGUUUUCAUGAAGUUAACGGUAAUUUCUCGGGUAUUAAAAUUUGUAGAGGGGCUCAUUCUCUAUCUCAUCUUCUGUUUGCAGAUGAUAGUAUGUUGUUUUCUCCUGUUUCUCCUCGCUCGAGCGAAUCUCUUAAUGCUAUCCUUCUCCUCUAUCAUCAAGCCACGGGUCAGUUGGUUAAUAGAGAUAAAUCUUCCAUUCUUUUCUCUCCUAAUACUUCCCCUGAUGCUCAGCAUAGCUUUCGUACUUCUCUGCAUCUUGCAGGGGAAGGUUUUGUUAGUAAGUACCUGGGUGUUCCUCAUUGUGUGGGCAGAGUUACCAAUUCAGUUUUUCACUAUCUUCUCCAAAAUGUUUCCUCCCGUAUGAACACUUGGAAUGAUAAGCUUUUUUCCAGAGUUGGUAAAGAAACUCUUAUCAAGGCUGUUGUCCAAGCCAGUCCCUCAUUCGCUAUGUCAUGUUUUAAAAUCCCAAAAUCUAUCUGUCUCAAAAUUCAGAGUCUUAUUUCCAAAUUUUGGUGGGGUUCCUCCCAGACUAAAAAGAUUCAUUGGAAAAGUUGGUCUGCCAUCUCAGUCUCUAAGUUUUUUGGAGGGUUGGGUUUUAAAACUCUCUAUUUUCACAACCAAGCUCUUCUAGCCAAGCAAGCCUGGAGAAUUUGGACUGAUCCUGAUUCCCUUCUUCAUUCUAUUCUUAAAGCCCGUUAUUUUAAAAACUCUGAUUUCUUGCAUGCUCCUAACGUUACAAUUUUUCCUUCACUUGGAAAAGUAUUCUUUGGGGGGGUCAACUGCUCCAAAAAGGUGGAUCAUAUCCUCCAAAUUCCUUUGGAUCCAACUUUGGUUGACUCUCUUAUUUGGGGUUCUCAUCCUUCUGGCCUUAUUACUGUCAAAUCUGCCUAUCAUCUAGCCUCCUCUGCUGCCAUUUCUGCUUUCUCUUCCUCAUCCAACCCAAACCCUUUUCAACAGUGGUGGAAAACUCUUUGGACACUUCCUAUUCCCCCAAAAAUCAAGCAUUUCACUUGGAAAGCUUUCCACCAUAUUUUUGCCUUGUGCCCUAAAUCUGUUUCAUAA
Molecule: messenger RNA, 2766 nt
Organism: Cannabis sativa
Lineage: Eukaryota; Viridiplantae; Streptophyta; Magnoliopsida; Rosales; Cannabaceae
Exons: 3
Coding region: 1-2766 (921 amino acids)
Source: RefSeq, a predicted model, not a curated record